Molecule: messenger RNA, 2834 nt
Organism: Paramacrobiotus metropolitanus
Lineage: Eukaryota; Metazoa; Tardigrada; Eutardigrada; Parachela; Macrobiotidae
Product: putative leucine-rich repeat-containing protein DDB_G0290503
Exons: 3
Coding region: 930-2834 (634 amino acids)
Source: RefSeq, a predicted model, not a curated record
ACUAGCGUUCACGCCCGUGGCGCUAGGCGCUACGCCUUCGGAUUACGGUCUGUGACGUGUCUCGCUCUGAUUGGCUAGCUUGAGUUGUGUUAGUGGGCGCGGCUUAGCACGUGCUGCACAGUGUUACACACUGUUGAAUUGGUUCUACGAUUUACGAUCGAGCUGUGCCGAUCACUUGUUGAUUUCUGGUCUCCAGACUUUCAAUAUUAUAAAAAGUCAGCGAUUACGGUGCGACGUUUUGUGUUUCCGCAUAGCUCGCGAUCCAGGUCGUAUCGCUCACCCACAGGAUAGAUCCCGUUUCUGUCUCUGUCUCUGGAUCCAUUCUGGAUCUAGCAUUAGAUGGUAGCAGAGCCGACAGCGGUUCUCUGAAUUGAUUGAUUUGAUUUGAAUUGUGUCAGGCAAAGUUAGCCUGUUAUUUGACGUUAUCCGCGACCAGCAAGGCGCAGGUCUGUUUGACAGCAACGUGCACACCACAAGCGGUGAAAUUGUCUCAUCGGACGUGGAUUACCAGCUUUGGUUUUCGGUACAGUGUCUUCAGCGAAGACCUAUGCUGUUUCCUCAGCUGUGAAAGAGUUCAAGAGUUCAGUCGUCAGUGUUCCUCGGUGUAGAGUCUUCAGCGAAGACCUACACUGGUGUCACUGAUACUCGGCAAGGCUUCAGCGAAGCCUAAGCCGUGGGCCACAAGAGGCGAAGCGCCGAAAGGGGCGCACGGGAAAAGACAGAUCAGACUCCUCCAAACUGGUUGUAGAGCACUACUGUUGCUACGGCACAGCCGGCACAGUACUAGACUAAUAGCGCGAGGCACGCUACGGAACAGCGGCGACGCGGGAGCGGAGUUGGAAGAAGAAUCUGGAUCAUUCGGAUCAUUUUCCCUGUGGAACGUGGAACGGACGGACGGUUAACAGGAGCGUCAAAGUUAUCCGAUCAACAUGGACAAAGACAACGCGGAACCAACAUCUAACAGCAGCCAGGGAAGCAGGAGCUCCCGAGGAUCACAGCAAGGCGCAGUGGAUCCUUAUAAAAAAGAAUACAAGUCGCUCGCGCGUCCAGUCGGACAUGACAGACAGACCCGAGCAGCGGUGACCUUUGCAAGGAAGGACAGCAAAGGCAGUGAUAAUACAUACAAAGUGGCGCUGGGAGCUACAGAGAACGAAGAGAGCUCCAGCGGAGAUGGAAAGCAAACCCCCGCGCUCGUGGCGGGAAGUGAACCGAUGAACCAGACAAAGGUCACUGGGGAGGACAGAACCACAGAAAAGACAGCGGAAGCAGUGGUAGCAUCCCAAUUGGAUGCUACCAUCAGUGGAAUGAAUGAGCAGGAUAAAAAUGUGAACCUGGCUCAAAUGGAGGGAAACACAAAGGUCACCGAAGAGGAACUGGCUGAACUCGGAUUGGAUGACCUUUCACUGAACGAUAAGACUGCAAGCGAUGACCUUUGGGCGACUCCAAUGGUCUCAGACGAAUCGAAUGAAUCAUAUUUUACGGAUGACGAAACAACGAUGAAUAUGUCCUUCCAGUCUGCGAUGAGACAAGCCGACCGUGCUGAAGGGAUGACACCUUUUAAAGAAAUACCUGAACACCUCAUCGAGCGGACACAGACUGGAAAAGUCAUAAACGUACGACCACCUUCACCAAGUAGCCCUACGCUGACACUGAGGAGACGCGUCCAAGAUUUGGAAAGUGAACUUGACGCCAAGGAAGGACAGAUGGUUAAGAGAAAACAGGAAUACCAAGAGAGAUUGGUAUCACUUGAAACCCGAUUAUUCGAGAUGGAACAGCAACGGGGUUAUUUGGAAAACAUGGCAGAUGAAUGGAAGGUGAAAUAUGAAAAACAAAGAGAAAUGGCAGAAGAAUACUUGAAGAUGGUAGAUGACAGAGAAAUGGAAGGUCAUCUUGCGGUCAACGAGUUGAACGAGAGCAUGUCCGAGGAGUCAGCAGAAAGGUCACGGCACUUAGCCGAACUGAAGGACGAGUGUGACCAAUUGCGUCAAAAGGUCACCGAAGCUGAAGCUAGAAGAGACGAGUACGCGACCAAUUUCACAGAGGUCACGAAGCGAUUGACAGCGCUGGCGACAGAGACGUUCAAACUCAGAAACGACUUGAAGCUCAGAGACGAAGCUAUCGGUACUCUGCAGCGUGAAUCAAAAGGUCACCAGGAACGCGCCGACGAAGCUGAAAAGCUACGCAACGAGGCAAUUAAAGCAAUGCGCGAGGCGAGAAACAUCACAGCAACAGAAGGAGAAAGAUUGGCAAAAGAGAUUAAAGAGGCCAACGACGAAAACGAAAAGGUCACGGCAGAAAUUCAAAAGAUCACUAAGGAAGGCCUUAAGUGGCAAACUCAAGCACUCCGGCUCGACACAAUGGUUACAGCAUUAGAGCUGAAGGAUACAGAAUGGCAACAGCAGCUUGACCAAAAGAGUGAGGAAAUCGCGAGGUUGAAUACUGAACUCGUCGAGAUGACCACUACAGCACUAGCGAAGGACGACGAGUUGAUUACAACCAAAAAUCAGCUGAGAUCAGCCGCUGGGGAGUAUCAGAAACUCGAAGGAGAUGUGACCCAGUUGGUCGAACACAUCAAAAAGAUGGAACAAGAUAACGAAAAGGUCACCCAGCAGGAAACUUUCAAACUGCAUGCCCAUAUGCAGAAGGUCAAACAGGAAAACUCCGAUUUGCGGAUUGAGAGAGAGGAGCUUCAGCUAAGGAAUAAACGACUAGAAGAUGAGAAUAAAGCGCUCAACAUCUCAAACAAACACAAAGAUGAACAGCUGUUGCGAUACGAAGCCAAGUCAGCAACAGUGGAGUCUCCCCCGCCCAGUUACAGCAAGGCGCAGAUGUAG